AAUGCUCGCUUGUCAUCAUCAUCGCCAGUCGCCACAUUCGCCGCCACCUGCUACUCCUCUUCCUCUUCCUCUUCCCUUCCCUUUCCUUCCUCGCCGCCGUCCCAGAAUUCAGAUAGCUCCUCAGCUCAGGGCCGCCUCCUCUCCUCGAGGUCCCCUCCUCGCGCCGCCGCCGUCUAUUUCGUGCUAACCCCGCGCCGCCGCGCGCAGCAGAGGGAGAAGAAGUAGCCAAAAGGAGAAACCGCCCAAUAGGCCAUUAUGCGGCGGUGGUUUUGCUGCGCCCAUGUUGACACGCCGUAUCAAGAAGAAUUCCCGAACAGUCCUGAAAAGGCAAAUGGUAAUGGUUUUACUCAAAUCGGCGAUCAUGGAAAAGCACCUCCCUCCAUUGAAGUACCUGAAUUAUCAUUUGAUGAACUGAAAGAAAAGACUGAUGACUUCGGGUCAACAGCUUUGGUUGGUGAGGGUUCAUAUGGAAGAGUGUAUUAUGCUGUUCUAGAGAACGGGACGCAUGUGGCUGUGAAAAAGCUUGAUACUUCAGCAGACCCUGAGCCUGACGAUGAAUUUAUAGCACAGGUUGCAGUUAUCUCAAGAUUAAAACAUGAACAUUUUGUGGACAUGCUUGGGUACUGUUUGGAAGGAGAUCAGCGCUUAUUGGCCUAUGAAUUUGCCACUAUGGGCUCUCUACAUGAUAUUUUGCAUGGAAGAAAGGGUGUCGCAGGUUCACAGCCUGGCCCAGCACUUGACUGGAUGCAAAGGAUCAAAAUUGUUGUGGAUGCUGCAAAAGGGCUUGAGUAUCUUCAUGAGAAAGUCCAGCCUUCUGUAGUCCAUCGUGACAUACGGUCUAGCAAUGUUCUUUUAUUUGAGGACUACAAAGCUAAAAUUGCAGACUUCAACCUUUCAAAUCAAUCCCCUGAUAUGGCUGCUCGUCUGCAUUCUACCCGUGUCCUUGGAACGUUUGGAUAUCAUGCUCCCGAGUAUGCCAUGACUGGUCAGCUGACGCAAAAGAGUGAUGUGUAUAGCUUUGGGGUUGUUAUUUUGGAGCUCCUAACCGGAAGGAAACCAGUAGAUCACACAAUGCCAAGGGGACAGCAGAGUCUUGUUACCUGGGCAACACCACGGCUUGGCGAAGACAAGGUGAAACAAUGUGUUGAUCCAAGAUUAAAUGGAGACUACCCUCCAAAAGGAGUUGCCAAGCUCGCGGCAGUGGCAGCUCUAUGUGUGCAAUACGAAUCAGAGUUCAGACCCAGCAUGAGCAUUGUAGUCAAAGCACUGUCGCCCCUUCUUAUAAAUAAACCACAACAGCAACCGGCAGCUCCAGACACACCUUCAGAUGGUUGACAACAUGUGCAAUGCGAGGUCCAUGUAAAGGGAUACCUUUUUUUCGUUGGUUGCUCUGGCAUCGCUUGUCCAUGUUUCUUGUGGUCCUCAAGGACUAGCGGUCAACUUGUGUUCUUGUGUCCUUUCCAUCCAUAUGGUUGCUCUGUGUUUUGUGUUCUUCGAGAAGUACUUGAUGCUUCUUUUCACCUUGUAAUUGGGUUUGCUCAUACUUGGAUCUCAGUGGUUAAUGAUGCCUUAAUUCUUUGAGUUUGUGUUCUAGUAGCAUUCAUAGAUUCAAACGCCACUGUUAAUAAUAAAGCUUUAAUUCUUCGAGCC
Messenger RNA from Lolium perenne, 1650 nucleotides. Its product is annotated as PTI1-like tyrosine-protein kinase 3. Gene Ontology annotation, molecular function: protein tyrosine kinase activity; ATP binding. The record is from RefSeq and is a predicted model, not a curated record. NCBI's taxonomy places the organism in Eukaryota, Viridiplantae, Streptophyta, Magnoliopsida, Poales, Poaceae. Gene Ontology annotation, biological process: protein phosphorylation.